AUGGGAUCUAGUACUCUAGAUGCUCCGAAGCUUGCUUCCCUACCAAUCAUCAGCGUAGAGCCGCUUCUGCUCCCCAACGGCCACGGACGGCUCUCCACCACCGCUGCGAUCCAUGCGGCAUGUUCGGAGUACGGGUUCUUCUACCUCGACAUAUCCUCCUAUGUGAACCCAUCGGAGCCGGAGGAGCUUGCGGAACUCGCCCGCGAGUUCUUUUCGCGACCUCAGGAAGAGAAAGAUCAGAUAUCCAUAACGAAGGAGGAUAACGCGCGAGGCUACCAGAAGUUGAACGAGAACGUCACGAACGGCAAAGCAGACAAUCAUGAGGGCAUAGAUUGGUACCGCCCAGUGGAAAACCCCGACAAGAGCAAGCCGCUCUGGGGCGAGAACCAAUGGCCCGACAUUCCCGGCUUCAAGGAGAAGUACGAGCGCUGGGUCGAGAAGAUGAAGAACUUGGGGUUGAUUGUCAUGGAAGCGAUGGCCACUGGACUAGGUAUGACACCGGAAGAGUGGGCCGAGCUUCGCACCAAGGUCGACGACAGCUUCUGGGUAAUGCGGGCAAUUGGAUACCCUCCGCUACCUGGUGAUCACGAUGGAAUCUCGUGCGGAGCACACAGAGAUUACGGGUGCCUAACGUUCCUGUACGCGGACCCGACGCCAGGCGCACUGCAAGUCUUCCUCGCCCAACCUGGGUUCCUCGUGGAGAAGAAGGGAGGCUUCAAGUCGGUCCCUGAACAAGAAGUUGAGGAGGGCGGCCAGUGGAUUAACGCCGACCCCAUCCCGGGUUGUGUCGUCUGCAACAUCGGUGAAAUGUGGGAGGUUUGGACCAAUGGCCUGUACCAGAGCACGCUGCACCGUGUCGUCCACAGAGGCUCCAGCUACCGUAUUCCAUUCUUCUUUGAGCCCAACUUCGACGCGCUCAUCUCGCCGCUGCCUGCCGCGCUCCGUUUGCGAGAAGAAGACCGGGCGGUGCGAGGCGUCCACGGUGGCGCCCCGCGCAAGACGUACCAGCCGGUAGUAUACGGCGACUUCCUGCUCCGCAAGGUCGGCAGCAACUUUGUCACUGGCAAGGGGCGGUACGAUGAGAACUAG
Trametes versicolor FP-101664 SS1 is the source of this 1089-nucleotide messenger RNA. Its product is annotated as Clavaminate synthase-like protein. The transcript is spliced from 8 exons. NCBI's taxonomy places the organism in Eukaryota, Fungi, Basidiomycota, Agaricomycetes, Polyporales, Polyporaceae. The coding region runs from base 1 to 1089 and encodes 362 amino acids. The record is from RefSeq and is a predicted model, not a curated record. Gene Ontology annotation, molecular function: dioxygenase activity.